UGGCGUCCAGCAGGAAAAGUUGAGUUUAAAAAGCCCGUUUCUUGCUUCCCUUCCAGCGCCCCUCGGUGUGUCCCCCCCCUCAGACCCCUGGCCCGGGAUGCGAGCUGCCCGCCCCGUCAGAUGGCCGCCGCGUCAACCGGGAAACUCCAGCGCCAAGAAUCCCAAACCGGACAAAAAUUGGGAGUAUAAACACGGGGGAAACGUCAUCCCAUGAGGUGCUGGGGGGGGAUUCACCACCCGCUUCGCCCUUGGGCCCCACCCUGGGGAAAAACCACCCCGGCUUCACCCGCGGCUCCGGCACGUCGCAGCCUGGGAGAGGAGUAGGCGACAGACCCCCAAAAAUUCGCAUUUUUGAGUGUUUUUGAGAGAGACAUUUUCAUCGUCGAGAAGAGUGUGAGCAGCAGGUGGAGGGAGGUCAUCCUGCCCCUCUGCUCUGCCCUGGUGACAUGUGAAGGCAGCGCCCGGCGCAGGGAGCGGCAGCAGCUGAGAUGCAUUCGAGCCACACCGAUGACCCCAAGGAAGCCAUACAGCUGAUCAAGAAGCAGCUGGUGAACGCCAUCAAGGCGCUGCAGAAGCAGUACGUGAGCUCGGACGCCGUGGUGACCAGCGACGAUGGGAACGCCAACACCCUCUGCAGCGCCCUGGAGGCCGUCUUCGUGCACGGGCUGAAGGCCAAGCACAUCAAGGCAGAGAGCGGGGGGAAAGGGAAGAAAACGGGGGGUCGGGGACCCCUUCCCCAGCCCGUCUUCUGGGGGCUGCUGAAGAGCAUCACCCACCGAAAUAUUGUCUCGGAGCUGGAACAACUUAUCUUUAUCAACACGGACGUGGGGCGGUGCCGAGCCUGGCUGCGGUUGGCUUUGAACGAUGGCCUGGUGGAAUGUUACCUCCAGCUCCUGCUGCGGGAGAGGUCCCGGCUGCCCGAAUACUACCAGGCCACCGCUCUGCUCUUGGACACCGAAGAGUGCGAGUUUCUCCUCAGCUAUUUGCAGGGUUUAACCUCCUUAACCUUCCAGCUCUCCUAUAAAUCGGCGGUUUUGAACGAGUGGACCAUCACCCCUCUGUCCCUCUCGGGUCUGUGCCCCGUUUCGGAGCUGCUGGAGCCCCUCACGUCCUCCACAUCCGAACCCCGUAGAAAAGCCUCGCUGGGUUCCAUCUCCCAGUCCUCGGGGUCAGACGAGAUCGAGAUCCAACCCUCCGUCCUCCCCAUCGGCAAAGCUGGUGGUGGCAAGAUCAAGCUGACGUCCUCCUCGUUGAGCCUCAACACCACCAGCUCCUCCCAGCUCUCUUCCAGCCUGGGCUCCGACAGCGUCCCCCCGGCUCCCUGCGCCCGCAGCCCCGAGCGGGGCGAGGAGCCCCUCUCCUGCGACUCCGACCUGGGGACCACCACCACCGAGGACCUGGACAGGUCGCUGCAAGAGGUGUUGUCCGAGUUCAGCAAAGCCAAGCCAAGCCUGGAAGCCCCGGAGGGAGGGCUGGUCCCCAACGUGCUGGGCUGCUCCCCACAGCUGCUUGCUGGCCCCCCAGCCCCCUCACCCGUCCCCAAAGCCCCCUCACCCGUCCCCCCAGCCCCGUCCCACGGAGCUCACCGCCCACGGCCUCCUGGCACCGGCUGCCCACGCUCCCCUGGGACAGGUGAUGUGGUGACCACCAGGGAUGGGGAUGCAGGACCACAAGCUGGUGUCACAGCCAGCCUUCUGACCACACGGCGUGACAGUCCCACUGGAGGAGGGACAGGCAGGAGCACGGGGAGCAGCAGUGAGGCCAGCCAGGCCGUCCGCAGCCCCACGGCCGACUACCUCCUCUCUCCACUGCUGGGUUGUCCGAAAAGAAAGAGCUGGAUCUCAGAAGAUGAUUUCUACAGACCUUCUCCGGGUGACAGCACCGAAAGCAGGGCCGACACCAACGGCUUUGGGCCAGAGGGGGCUGGUGAGGGUCUGGCCCCGGGGCUCAUUAGUGCCCUGGAUUUGGAAAGGCUGUCGGUGCCGUCCUCGGAGAGUGAGAAGCCCAAAACGUCACCUGAACGGGAACAAAAAGGCUUCAGCGUCGUGCACCGCAGGCAGAUGGGUCUUUCCAACCCUUUCCGAGGGCUGCUGAAGCUGGGCAGCCUGGAGAGGAGAGGAGCCAUGGGGAUCUGGAAGGAGUUUUCCUGCGAGCUGUCGCCGCUGGAGCUCCGGCUCUUCCUGGACCACGAGGACCGCAUCUGCGUGGAGAGCUACUCCCUGCUGCGCUGCGAGUCGCUGGCGCUGACGCACUCGGACGGCCGCUUCGAGCUGGUUUUCCUGGGGAAAAAGCUCUCCCUGCGAGCUCCUUCCCGGGACGAGGCCGAGGACUGGUUGGACAGGAUCCGUGAGGCGCUGCACAAGUGCCGGCCUCAGCUGGAGGAGGAGGAGUGGGAGACACUGGAGUAUUCAGAGGAUGGUGGUGAAGGCCAGCCCGUCCCCAACGACUCCGCGGCUCUUCUCCAGUACAGCAACGUGCCUGGGAAUGGCUUUGACUGGACUCCAGUUCCUGAACCCGAGCUGGAUGCCAUAAAAGAGGCUGUUCUGUACGUGGACGUCGACAAAACUUGGGUCCCUUUUAUUUUCUCCCUCUCUCUAGAAACUUUAAAGUGCUUUAAAAUCAGAAACAAUGAUAAAAUUUUAAGCAACAGUUAUGGUAUAGAGACCAUCCAGGACAUCCUUCCGGACACGAGCCUUGGGGGACCCGCGUUCUUCAAGGUGAUCACCUCCAAAGCUGUCCUGAAGCUGCAGGCUGAGAACGCAGAAGAAGCUGCCUCGUGGAGGGAGCUGGUCCGUGGGGUGCUCAUGUCCUACCUGGAGAGCGCCGAGGAGGCCCUGACGUUGGGUGGCAGCUUGGAUGGACACUCCCAGGUCGUCCUGAAGAACAUCGUGAAGGAGAACGGGUUCUUGUUGCAAUACCUGGUGGCCAUCCCUACGGAGAAGGGCCUGGACUCGCAGAGCUUCAUCUGUGCAGGCUGCUCCAGGCAGAUCGGCUUCUCCUUUGGGAAGCCCAAGCUCUGUGCUUUCUCCGGUCUCUACUACUGCGACAGCUGCCACCGGGACGAGGAGACGGUCAUUCCUUCGCGCCUCAUCCACAACUGGGAUCUGACAAAACGAGGGGUUUGCCGCCAGGCCUUCAAGUUCCUCACCCAGAUCCGUAACCAGCCCCUGAUCGACCUGAAGCUGGUCAACGAGAGCCUCUACGACCACGUGGAGAGGAUGGGACGGAUCCACCGGAGCAGGGAACAGCUGAAGCUGCUGGGGGAUUAUCUCAUCAUGUGCCGCAGCGGGGCCCUGAAGGAGCUGAGCAAGCGGCUUGAUCACCGGCACUACCUCUUGGAGUGUCCCCACAAGUACAGCGUCGCUGACCUGAGGCAGAUCGCCGACGGCGUCUUCGAGACCUUCCUGCAGUCUCUGAUCCAGUUUGCCUCCCAUCACGUCUACAACUGCGACCUCUGCACCCAGCGGGGCUUCAUCUGCCAGAUCUGCAACAGCAACCACAUCAUUUUUCCCUUUGAGUUUGACACUACCACCAGGUGCAGCCAAUGCAAAACCGUCUUCCACCGGGACUGCCAGGCCCGUGCCAGGUCGUGCCCGCGCUGCGAGCGCCGGCAGAGGUACCAGCGGGAGCUGGAGGCAGAGCCCAGUGCCCAGCCCAGCCUGUAGCACCCGGGGAGCCCCCGGUGACACUGUCCUCCUGGGCUCCUCCACCAGCCAGGACUAGUGCCAAAGGGAAGGGGCCAGUGGGAGGGGGCGAAAAGACCCCCCCCCUGCCCAGGAGCCAUCCUGCACCCAGCCCUUCCCCACGCUGGGCGAUGCGGGUGCUCCUGCCCCACGGAGGGACCCUCUGCCCAGCCAGGGCUCAGCAAGAGGGGGGCUGGAAGGGUGUCCCCCCCCAACUUCCCUCCUCACACUAACCCGGUGCUGCUGGGGGGGGGCUGCUCCCAGUCCCCCUCCUGGUGCCAAACUGGUACGUCCCCUCCCGCUGGAAGCCCCGGCGCCUUUUCCAG
Messenger RNA from Calidris pugnax (ruff), 4009 nucleotides. RefSeq names its product pleckstrin homology and RUN domain containing M1 (gene PLEKHM1). The transcript is spliced from 12 exons. The record is from RefSeq and is a predicted model, not a curated record. Lineage: Eukaryota; Metazoa; Chordata; Aves; Charadriiformes; Scolopacidae. The coding region runs from base 489 to 3665 and encodes 1058 amino acids.